This is a messenger RNA of Periophthalmus magnuspinnatus, 3088 nucleotides long. RefSeq names its product nuclear factor 7, ovary-like. The coding region runs from base 53 to 2728 and encodes 891 amino acids. Gene Ontology annotation, molecular function: protein binding; zinc ion binding. The transcript is spliced from 11 exons. NCBI's taxonomy places the organism in Eukaryota, Metazoa, Chordata, Actinopteri, Gobiiformes, Gobiidae. The record is from RefSeq and is a predicted model, not a curated record.
GGGCCUGAGUCUGCGGAGAAAAGAGACACAGAUUAAACUGAGAGUUGAGGCGAUGUCGUCCGGCGUCGCCCUCGACCCGCUGCCUCCUGACCACUUCCUCUGCUCCAUCUGCACAAACGUCUUCACCGACCCCGUCACCACGCCCUGCGGACACAGCUUCUGUAAGUCCUGCCUCCGUCGCCGCUGGGACCGGGGCGACUUCUGCCAGUGCCCCACGUGCAGCAAACGAUUCCGCGCCCCUCCCGAAAUGAGCACCGACUCGGUCCUGGACGAGGUGUCCGUCCCGCUCAAACGCAGACGAGUCCAGAUUCCAGAGGACGCGGACGGAGCGCUCCCGGUGGAUUGUGACAUCUGCACCGGAAAAGCCUCAAGAGCCGUGAGGUCGUGUUUGGUUUGUCAGGCGUCGUUUUGUUCUGCGCAUUUAGAGGAUCAUCUGCGGGUCCCAGGGCUAAAGCGGCACAAGCUAAUCCAGGCCGUGGACAACAUGGACGACAGAGUUUGUCCCGUACACAAUAAAGCGCUGGACUUGUUCUGUCGCGACGAUGGAGUGAGCGUCUGCGUCCUCUGCCUGGACUCGGAGCACGAGGAGCACAGGGUCGUGUCUAUGGAGGAGGAGGGAGCGCGGCAGAAGGAAAAUAUUGAUUCUCUGAUGCGUCAAAUCCAAACGAUGAUUGACGAGAGAAAGGACAAAAUAAAGGAGUUCAAAGGCUCUUCAGGAAUCAGAAAACAGACGGUCCAGAAGGUGAACCGAAACAUGGACGCCGUUUUGAACAUAUUCACAAAAGACGUGCAAAAGACCCGGACCAAAGUGAGAACGAGACUCCAGGAAAAACUCCAGAGAUACAAGGAACGAGACGAGAGAACGGUCCGAGAGCUGGAGGAGGACAUCGGGAAACUGCAGAAGAAGAAGUCAGACCUGGAGGAGCUGAGGAGGAGAGAAGAUCCACUGUGUGUGCUGCAGACGCUGCAGAGGCUGAGCGGCCCGUCUGAGGUCAGGGAGUGGACGGGAGUCGUGUCCUCCUCAGAUGUUUGCCUGGACACGGUGAGACUCGCUGUGGCUAAAAUGGUGCACAAGUUUCACUCCGUGCUCAAAAUACUGACAGAAGAAGAGAUCAACAAAAUGAAGCAAUACAAAGAGUCGUUAACCUUUGACCCCAACACCGCCGGCCGCCAUCUUUUCGUGUACAACUUUGACAAACGCAUCAAGCACCACAAAUACCCCGCCCUAUUGGUGUCGGACGGUCCGCGCAGGUUCGGCGUGGCCAGGGUCUUCUCCGCUCAGGGCUUCAGCUCCGGGCGUCACUACUGGGAGGUCCGGGUCGGCCUCCGAGGAACCUGGGACGUGGGUGUCGCCUUAGAAACGGUAUCCAGGAACGCCGACGUUACGGUUCAACCCCGCAACGGAUUUUACGCCAUCAGAAAAGAUGGUCUCACUUAUACGGCGAGCUGCGUGCCGCCGAAAGUCCUUAACCUGGCCCCGAGACCCAACGUGAUCGGAGUUUUUCUGGACUUGGACGACGCGAGGGCGUCUUUCUACGACGUCGAAAGGAAAGUUCAUAUUUACUCGUUUAUAGGAGAAAAGUUUAAGGGAAAGGUGUUUCCGUAUUUUUAUCUCCACAGCAGCGCAAAGAAAUCUGAACCGAUGGAACUGAGCGCCAUCCGGGACGGCGAGGGCGCCACGGGGAACGGACUGAACAAAAUGGAGGAACAACAAAAACAGGAAAUGACGUUUAGUGUGAAGAGCACCCACAGAGAGCCCGCAGAGCGCCCACAGAGCGCCCGCAGAGCGCCCACAGAGAGCCCACAGAGAGCCCACAGAGCACCCACAGAGCGUCCACAGAGCGCCCACAGAGCGUCCACAGAGCGCCCACAGAGCGCCCACAGAGCGCCCGCAGAGCACCCGCAAGAGCACCCGCAGAGCACCCACAGGGCACCCAUGUCUGAGCGCCCGCUGUGCUGCAUCUGUCUGGAGGACUUCACGUGUCCAGUGGCGCCCCCCUGUGGACAUGUGUUCUGUCUCAGUUGUAUUGGAGAUUAUUGGAGAGUCCAGGGUCAGUGUGUGUGUCCUGUGUGUAAAAACCACUACAGGACACGACCACACCUCCACAUACUGCACAGAGGAGGAGCAGGAGGAGCAGGAGGAGGAGGAGGAGCAGGACGGGGGAGUGAUGAAGACCCGGUUCCUCUGGCUCCUCUUCGUCCUGGUGAGGUCCCAUGUGACCUUUGCCCCGCCCCCCGCGCCGCCGUGAGGUCGUGCGUCACCUGCCUGCGCUCGCUCUGCCCUCUGCACCUACGGCCGCACUACCAGGACGCAGAGCUGGGGCGCCAUCUGCUGGUGGGCGUGGUGAAGAACCUGGAGGGGGCGCUGUGCUCGGUGCACGGCAGGAGACUGGAGCGGGUCUGCAAGACUGACCGGACGUGUAUCUGCGCCGUGUGCGUGCAGACUGACCACUGGGGGCACCGCAGUGUCAGCGUGAAGAGGGAAGCCGCCAAAAGAAAGGUGCAGCUGAUGCGCAGACAGAACGCUCUGACGCAGACGAUGCAGGAGACGCUGAGGAGCGUGGAGGAGCUCAGAGCCACCGCAGACGUCCUGGACAAACACCUCCUCCUGGAGCUGGAGGCCGAACUGUGCGAGCUCCAGAAGAGCCACGAGCAAAUCCAACGGCUCCUGCGCACGGAGCACAGCCUGCACUUUAUCCAGAGUUUUCUGCUCAUGGCUCCGUUCUGACAGAGGGAUGAACAUAUCAAGUUUUAUUUAUUUAUUUUUUAUUUUUUUAAACCAUUUUUAAUUUUUAAAACUGUGAUUUUUUAAUUUAUUUUUUAAUAUUUUAAAUAUAAAAUACUGUGAUUGUGUCGGGAUGAAUUUACAUUUGUUUUCAUAUCUUUGCAAACUUGAUCAUGUUGGGUAAUAUGUGUACCAUGCGCCUCCUGCUGGCUGAAACACGCCUCUACAGUCACAUGUCACUGUCUGGUUUUAGUCGAAGGAUCUGGCAGCUCCAGAGUGAGGCUCAUUCUGCUCUGUGAUUGGAUGAUGGUCAUGUGACACAGUAAACUCAGUAUUUGAUUUGUUUGUGUCAGAUAAAGUCAC